Molecule: messenger RNA, 889 nt
Organism: Vigna angularis (adzuki bean)
Lineage: Eukaryota; Viridiplantae; Streptophyta; Magnoliopsida; Fabales; Fabaceae
Product: 60S ribosomal protein L17-2
Exons: 7
Coding region: 181-726 (181 amino acids)
Biological process (GO): cytoplasmic translation
Cellular component (GO): ribosome; cytosolic large ribosomal subunit
Molecular function (GO): structural constituent of ribosome
Source: RefSeq, a predicted model, not a curated record
GGCUCGAAUGGAAUGGAACGUGGGCCGAAAUACAUGUUGGACCUCAUCGCUCCCACCGUAUACCCUAUGGCUGCUUGUCACAAUACUAGGGUUUUAAACCCUACUAUAAAAGCUCCUUGAUCCCUCGUUCUGGUCUUGCGGUGAGCCAUUUCUUGUUUGAAGGUGCCGAAUUAAGCCGCAAUGGUGAAGUACUCAAGGGAGCCUAACAAUCCCACUAAGUCAUGCAAGGCUAGAGGCGCCGACCUUAGGGUUCAUUUCAAGAACACUAGGGAAACUGCCUUUGCAAUCAGGAAGUUGCCCCUGGUUAAGGCUAAACGGUAUUUGGAAGAUGUCCUUGCCCACAAACAGGCCAUUCCAUUCAGGCGUUUCUGCCGUGGUGUUGGAAGGACAGCCCAAGCGAAGAGUAGACACUCAAACGGCCAAGGAAGGUGGCCUGCCAAAUCAGCAAAAUUCAUCCUUGACUUGCUUAAAAAUGCCGAGAGCAAUGCUGAAGUGAAAGGUUUGGAUGUUGAUGCUCUCUACAUUUCCCAUAUCCAAGUCAAUCAAGCGCAGAAGCAAAGACGCCGAACAUACCGAGCCCAUGGAAGAAUCAAUCCUUAUAUGUCAUCCCCGUGCCACAUUGAGUUGAUAUUGUCGGAAAAGGAAGAACCUGUCAGGAAGGAGCCCGAGACGAAGUUGGCGACAAGCAAGAAAUCCCAAGCUCUUCGAAGUGGUGCCUCUUCUUAGAUUUUGUUGCUUGUUUUUCUGAUAUUUCUUGAUGAAGUUUUGAACUUCGUUUCAAAUUAAUGUGGUUUAAUUGUAAAACUUCAUUUAGUGUUUUUAGACUAUGGUUUUUCACUCGAUGGAUACUUAAUAGUUGUUUCUAAUGAAAUACUAAAUAUUUAAACAA